Molecule: messenger RNA, 5949 nt
Organism: Epinephelus moara (kelp grouper)
Lineage: Eukaryota; Metazoa; Chordata; Actinopteri; Perciformes; Serranidae
Gene: cacna2d4a
Product: calcium channel, voltage-dependent, alpha 2/delta subunit 4a
Exons: 42
Coding region: 1025-4519 (1164 amino acids)
Cellular component (GO): voltage-gated calcium channel complex
Molecular function (GO): voltage-gated calcium channel activity
Source: RefSeq, a predicted model, not a curated record
CCAUCUCUCAAUCCAUCUUACUCGUAGCGUGUACGUGUCCCAGUGCUGCAUGCUUUCGGGAUGUGAGGUCAGCAGGAAGGAAUCAUUUAGGAAAGGAUGGCAGAAAAAAACCUGCUUUUUGGGAGCAUGUGUCCUGCUUGGGGAAACCUCGCCGCCUGAUAAGAAGGACUGAACUGAAGACAGAAGUUUACCGGGACCACCCCAACUCUUUCAUCCCUCUCCUGUUUGUUCCCGGCACCCUGUAGAUCCACGUGAGGGAGCAUGGAGGAGAGAAGCGGAUGAUGGGAGCAGUAGAAAUAGGAUUAAGGGGUGUAGAGAGGGAGGUGUAGGAACAUGGCGAGACUCCGUUGUGACUCCUGGUGUGCAGAAGUGACCUUUGACACCGGAGACAAGAGCUCUCUAGACUCUAUUGUGUGCCGGGGUAACCAGCUGAGCUGACAUCAAAUCAUCAGUUAGACUCUUUUUAUUUGUUCUCCUCCAUAUUUGAACUUUCUUUCCAGAGCCGCAUGUCUCAAAGGGAAUGGUUUUAAAGCUCUGACCACAUGGCAUAGUGAGUAAUCUUCAGGACCGUAGUGAUUUGGGGAAGUAUUUUAAUCUUCCUGCAACCCACUUUUGGGCUCCGGCUUCUUUGAAAUUAGCAUGCUGCGUUUCUGGACAGUCCACGGGAUUGUUUCAAUCUUUUGGCUCACAGGACAAGAAGCUCUCAAGUCUUUCCACUCAAGGACUGUCAGGAUCAUUCUUAGAAGCCAAAUUGAGUCUUAAAUCUGUGACAUGCUUCCUCUGUUGUUUUCCGGAUCCUUUUCUUUUCCUGAGCGGGCCUCGGACCGUGACGGCUUCUCCGCAUGUCACUAUGGAUUCUUGUGUAUUUUAGACUGCUCAGUUGCAACGUCUGCCUCUCUUCAAGUCUCUGGAGAGUCUCAAGAUUUGAACUAUGCAUGAAUGUCUUUGAGAAGACAGUGGAUUGGAUAGGAUCUUUACAUUUUUGUAACGAUUACUUUACCAGGGCGCUACAAUUCCUGGGCUGAUGCAGAUCGCGGCAGCUGCAGGAAUGAACCACUGGAGCUGGGAAAACGCUGGGAAUGCCAGUAAAUCGGAGAGAAGUGGGCCACACAGGGGGAAGCUGAUGAUGCUGCUGUGGAUUAUCCUCUCCAGCUCGCUGUGCCUGAUGGUCGACGGCCAGAUGAAGCUCUCACCAGAAACGGUGCAGAAGUGGGCUGUGUCAUUCGGCAAAGAGAUAGCUGCCCUGUCUGCCAGAUACUCUGGAGCUAAACUGCUACAGAAGAAAUACAAGGAUGUCGAGGGCGUGGUGAAGAUAGAGGAGGUGGACGGAGCGGAGCUUGUCAAAAAGUUUGCUGAGGAGAUGGAGGAGAUGCUUGGGAGGAAGAUGAAAUCUGUGAAGAGGUUAGCAGAAGCGGCAGAGGAUGCUGACCUUUACCACGAGUACAAUGAAACACUGCAGUUUGAAUACUAUAACUCCCUGCUGAUCAACACGUUGGAUGAGGAUGGGAAUCCAGUGUCGCUGGGAGGAGAAUUCGCUCUGGAGAAAAAUGAACACUUCAAUAGACUGCCAGUCAACACCCAACAGAGCAACAUACAAGUUCCCACUAAUGUUUACAACAGAGAUCCAGAUAUUCUGAAUGGAGUCUACAUGUCUGAGGCUCUGAAUGACGUGUUUAUUGACAACUUCCAGAAAGAUCCGACCCUCACUUGGCAGUACUUUGGCAGCGCUACAGGCUUCUUCAGGCUCUACCCAGGGAUCCAGUGGACUCCAGAUGAAAAUGGUGUGGUCACCUUUGACUGCAGAAACAGAAACUGGUAUAUCCAGGCAGCCACUUCACCUAAAGAUGUGGUUAUCGUGGUGGAUGUCAGUGGCAGUAUGAAGGGACUCAGAAUGACCAUAGCCAAACACACCAUCAAUACAAUCCUAGACACGCUGGGAGAAAAUGACUUUGUUAACAUCAUAGCUUACAGUGACUAUGUUAGCUACGUGGAGCCCUGCUUCAAGGGCACGCUGGUACAAGCUGAUCUGGAUAACAGAGAGCAUUUCAAGCUUUUGGUUGAAGAGCUUCAUGUCAAAGGCGAGGGCAAAGUGAAUAAGGCCAUGAAGGAAUCUUUCAAGAUUCUCAAUGAGGCUACAGCGUUGGGCCAGGGCAGCCUGUGUAACCAGGCCAUCAUGCUGAUAACAGACGGAGCCAUGGAGGACUUCCAGGAUGUUUUUGAAGAGUUCAACUGGCCAGAACGACGGGUGCGAGUGUUCACCUAUCUGAUUGGACGAGAGAUGACAUUUGCUGAAAAUGUAAAAUGGAUUGCUUGCAACAACAAGGGUUACUACACACACGUCUCCACACUGGCUGACGUCCAGGAAAACGUUAUGGAGUACCUCCAUGUUCUCAGCCGGCCAAUGGUCAUUAACCACGAUCACGACAUCAUCUGGACUGAGGCGUAUAUGGACAGUGUGCUCCCGACCACAAAAGAGCUGUUCAACAGUCAGGCCCAGAGCCUGCUCCUGAUGACCUCGGUAGCCAUGCCUGUGUUCAGCAAGAAGAAAGAGACACUGUCUCAUGGGAUUCUGCUGGGAGUGGUAGGAACUGAUGUGCCCUUGAGAGAACUGAUGAGAUUAGCUCCGAGAUACAAGCUUGGUGUCCAUGGUUACGCCUACCUCAUCACCAACAACGGCUACAUCCUGUCUCAUCCUGACCUACGACCUCUGUAUAAAGAGGGGAAGACGCUCAAGCCAAAACCCAACUAUAACAGUGUUGAUCUGGCAGAGGUGGAAUGGGAAGACACCGAAGAGAAACUGAGGACAGCUAUGGUUAAAGGAGAAACUGGGAUGUUGUCGUUAGACGUGAGAACUUCAGUGGAUAAAGGAAGGAGAGUGAUGUUCCUGAAGAAUGAUUACUUCUACACCGACAUCAACGAGACACCAUUCAGUCUGGGCAUAGUGCUGACUAGAGGAUAUGGACAGUAUAUCUUUAUUGGAAACGUCUCCGUUGAAGAGGGUCUCCAUGACUUACUGGCUCCAGACCUGAACAUAGCUACUGAAUGGACCUAUUGUGAGACAGACAUUGACCCGGCCCACCGUAAACUGACCCAGAUGCAGGCUGUGGUGCUGUACCUCACUGGCAAAGAACCAGAUCUGGAGUGUGAUGUGCAGUUGUUGCAACAAACUCUAUUUGACGCUGUGGUCACGGCUCCUAUGGAAGCCUACUGGACGGCACUCAUGCUCAACACAUCUGGUAUGGACGAGGGGAUGGAAACGGCAUUCUUGGGCACUCGUUCAGGCCUGAUGAGAUUCCAGAGAUACGCUGGUGUUGAGAAGAGAAUUGCCAAGUCUUUCCUGACCUCCUCAGACAAGGAGAAUAUGUUCACAUUGGACCAUUUCCCAGUGUGGUUCCGCAGAGCAUCCGAGAAUCCAGCUGGGCAGUUUCUAUACUACGUGCCCAGACAGGAGACUAAAGAUAAAUUCAGGGACUAUGAGCCUGACUAUAGCGCCACCUCGAGUGCAGAAGAGGUGGAGGUCCGAGCGGAGGAGGGAGGGAGAAAACGAAGGGAGGCGGAAAAGGAGGAGGAGGAGGCAGGGAGGAUAGUGAUCGCCACCACUGCUGUUACUGUUACAGUGGGCAAGAAAACUGCCAUCGCUGGAGCCAUCGGUGUCCAGAUGACUCUGGAUGUGCUGGAGUCCAAAUUCUGGGCCAUCGCAAGACAGCCAAAUGACACAGAUUGCUCUGAUACAGAAGGAGUUUGUCCUCUUCGGUGUGACAGCUUUGAUAUUGCAUGCUACGCGAUUGACAAUAAUGGCUUUGUCCUAAUUUCUAAACAGCGCAGUGAUGCGGGAAGAUUCUUCGGUGAGGUCGACGGAUCCGUGAUGACAACGCUAAUCAGAAUGGGCAUGUUCAAAAGGGUGUCCUUGUUCGACUACCAGGCCAUGUGUAAGAUGAACUCGCACUCUGUCAGCAGCGCCCGUCCACUUUUCAGUCCAUUCUAUGGUUUGGCUUCAGCCCUCAAGUGGUUCCUCUCCAACUUCCUGCUGUUUCUCCUGGAGUUUAAUAUCUGUGGCUUCUGGCACACGGACCAUUUUGCUGACGCCAAACCAUCUUUCAGCGUGUCCUCAGCUCAUAAGAAAAGAGGGGACAUCCUGCAGCCGUGUGACACCGAGUACCCCAGCUUCGUCUACGAGCCGUCAGUCAAAGAGACCAACAGCAUUAUUAAGUGUGGACGCUGCCAGAAGAUGUUCGUGGUGCAACAGAUACCAGAUAGCAACCUGUUGAUGUUGGUGGUGCAGGCAGACUGUGACUGUUCCAGACAGUACCCACCCAUCACCAUGGAGCCCAAGGAAGUCAGAUAUAAUGCCUCUGUGAAGUGUGACAGGAUGAGGUCCCAGAAGAUUCGCCGACGCCCUGAGUCCUGCCACGCAUACCAUCCCCAGGAGAACGCCAAUGACUGUGGAGGAGCUUCUGUUAUAUCUCUCUCUGCCUCUCUCUUCCUCACCUGCCUCUCCUUCUUGAUGCUCAUCUCCUGAUGAUGGACAACUUUGCUGUUUCAUCCUUUCUUGUAUAAGGGAGGAGAUAUGAAUGAAUCAAGAGACAUGAUUGGACACUGGACACCUCAAGUGGAUUUAAAAAAAAACUGAUUCUGCACAUUUUGCUCGUGACGACCACAAACCUUGUCUCUGACAACGGACCUUUGAUGUGGUGUCUGAGCAUUUGUUGGUUAACUCUUAUACAUUUUACAUCUGAACUGAAAACUGCAAAGAAGGCAAGAUAAUGGGCUGUUGUUGCCAUGGAUACUUUUCCAUGAGUUGCUUUCUCGCACACCACUUUGCAUCUCAAAAUGAAAAGGGACUAAAGAGAUGCAGGUGGCAACUAUGACGUGCAUUGAUAAAAGGGGAGUAUGAGUCACAAGAUGCAACAUGACAAAGUCCAGUGGGGGGAACAUUUCCUAUUUCCCACUGAACUGAAUAUUGUAUUGUAGACACACAUGCAUAUUAUAUAUGCAGCUGCAAGCAUGUACUCCUGCCAUCCUUUGCCUGUUGACUAUCAUGCGUGUUGAAUGAGAGAAGGGAGAGAAGGGCUACAGCAGUGAAUGGUGAUUGUGUAACAUCAGUGCUGCUGCUGAAAGUCAUGUUUUAUAAGGGUGUUUGCAACUUUAGUUUCUCUCAAUCUCCUGCAAAUCUCAAAGGGUAAUGGCUCAGUGCCAAGAAAGUACCUUCAGUGGAGUUGGUAAAAAUGCAAUAAAGAUAAUCGAAAAAUCUGAAUGGGAAGUUCCUUCACAAUCUCAGCUUUUGAGGUUUUUUUUUGUUACUUGGAUUACAUCUUAAAAAGUGUUUGUUUCUGUAACAUACAGUAUCUUUUAAAACAUGUCUGCCUUUGUCUUCAUCAGCCGUGUCUUUCUGUGUGUUUGUGCUUACUGUAUGUAUUUAUGUUUGGCUGGACGACACUGUUGAAACUCACAGGAUGUAAAUCUACAACACCAUAAUGGAUUUUUUUGGAUUACAAAUGCUUUCACGUGGUUUAAAAGCAAAUCUAAUACAUAAUAAUCCACAAAAGAUGCAGUUGUACCAACACUUAAAUGUUUCUGGAACUAGUGGUGAUGAUGCAUUUGCUGAACUGUGGUUUUUGGAUUCUUUACUUGGGCGUAACGAUCAUGUACCUGUUACUUAUUACUUGACAUAAAUAAUGAUAUAAUUUUAUAAAAUCAUGAUUAAAGCAGGAAAAAAAGUGGAAGCACUCUGCAAAACAAGAUUGUGGUAUGAAAAAAACCUGAAACUGUCAUAUAUGUAAUUGUAAUGUAUAUUAACAGUGUAAAUCUAACUGCAUAGGGUAUUUUUGUAUUUGCUUGUGUUUCAUAUUUUGAACUUCAGCAUUUCAUUGUCCAACCCAGUCCAAUUCCAAAAAAAAGUUGGGAGGCUGUGUAACAAGUAAAUAAAAGCAGAAUGCCAUGAUUUGCAAA